AUGACUGAAACGACUAACAAAGCAGUCAAGAAAAUUGAAUUCGAACCAAUUUUACCCGACUCGGGAAUUCUAUUUUACGAAGAAUGUCCAUCAGAGUAUGAAAUUGAGCGGCCUAUAUUACUUCCAUUGAAAUCUCCAACUCAAAUACGUUUUGAAGUACUACAACAAGAAGCCGUACAAGUGUGGAAAGAAAGACAGAAGACGUCAAAGAAAAACUAG
Messenger RNA from Danaus chrysippus (African queen), 219 nucleotides. Lineage: Eukaryota; Metazoa; Arthropoda; Insecta; Lepidoptera; Nymphalidae. The record is from the annotation of a GenBank genome assembly.